Messenger RNA from Peronospora matthiolae, 198 nucleotides. NCBI's taxonomy places the organism in Eukaryota, Oomycota, Peronosporomycetes, Peronosporales, Peronosporaceae. The record is from the annotation of a GenBank genome assembly.
AUGACGAACCUAGGCUCGUCCGCUCAGUCGGAGACGGACGACAAACGUAUGCUACGAGUGGACAUUGAUUUUGGUGAGGCUAAUCGUGGAGAAAGGGAAAAUUUGGACGGGUGGGUGGUCGAAAAAGCGGUAGAUGCUGUGAAGCAGGUGAUUAGCUCGAAGCUUGCUAAAGACAUCAAGGUAGAAGAGCCAAAUUAG